Messenger RNA from Phalacrocorax carbo (great cormorant), 925 nucleotides. The record is from RefSeq and is a predicted model, not a curated record. NCBI's taxonomy places the organism in Eukaryota, Metazoa, Chordata, Aves, Suliformes, Phalacrocoracidae.
CCCCCUCCGGCCGGCCCCGCCCCGCCCCGCCGCCCGCCAUGUCGCUGCGCUUCUCGGCUAACCUGUCCUGGCUCUUCCCGGAGCUCCCGGCCCUCCCGGCGCGGCUGCAGGCGGCGGCCGCCGCCGGGUUCGGGGCGGCGGAGGCGGCCUGGCCGGCGGGGUGCCCGGCCCAGGCGCUGCGGGCCGCGGCGGAGCGGGCGGGGGUGCGGAUCGUCCUCCUCAACACCCCUCCCGGGGACCAGGAGGCGGGUGAGAUGGGGCUGGCGGCCGUGCCCGGGCGCCAGGCCGCCUUCCGGCAGGGCCUGGCCGCGGCCGCGCAGUACGCCCGGGCGGUGGGCUGCCCCAGGAUCCACCUGAUGGCUGGGCGGGUUCCCCUGGGCGCCGACCGGGCAGCAGUGGCAGGCGAGAUGGAAACCACCUUUAUUGAGAAUCUCAGAUAUGCUGCUGACCUCCUAGCUCAGGAAGACAUGAUUGGACUGGUGGAGCCUAUUAACAACCGCAUCACUGACCCUCGCUACUUUCUGAACACCCCGCACCAAGCUGCUACCAUCCUGGAGAAAGUGGGACGGCCCAACCUGAAGCUGCAGCUGGACCUCUUUCACUGCCAAAUCAUGGAUGGGAAUUUGUCACGCAACCUGGAGACGUACUUCCCACUCAUUGGUCAUAUCCAGGUCGCACAGGUGCCAGGGCGGCACGAGCCUGACAGCCCUGGGGAGUUGAACUUUCCCUACAUCUUUGAGCUCCUGGAGUCCCUUGGCUACACUGGCUACGUGGGGUGCGAGUAUGCUCCAAAAGGAGGCACUCUGGAAGGUCUGGGCUGGCUCCACUCGUACUGGGAGAGCCGAGGCCUGCAGCAUGCUGGGACCAGCAAAGCGGCAGAGUAAGGAAAACACUGGAAUAAAAGUCAAAGCAAUGGCUUAACAGA